GUUUACAAAUUGCAGUCGCUUCUCAGCUGCUUCAAUUUUAACACCCAAGAGAUAAACACACUUUUAUUGUAGAAAUUAUUAAUUAAAAAUAAAGAACUUGGCCAUGGGCAAAGUUAUGUCGAUGGUGGCACGCAAAGCCAAUCGCUUCAAUGUGGAGAAUCGUGCGCAUCGUGUGCUGGAACGUGAAAAACCAAUGCCGGCGCCCAAAUACGAAUCCAAUCUGCGGGACAUGGAGCGAACUCUCGAAUUGGAUCCCAAGUUUGUGGACAAGCUAAACAUAAAGGACGAUGGCUUGAACACACGACUAAAAGAUGUUUAUGUAACAUCAGAGGAUCAAUUUAUUGAGCGUGUUAUCAAACGACAAGCGGCAACAGCAGCCAGCGAAGACAAGCAGGAACGACCGCUGCCUUUGGAGCGCACAACUCCGGAUGACUUUGAAUACGGUUAUUUGGAGCCGGAACGUGUGGCUCACGGACGUUGCACACUGCGACAGGCGCUGCAGUUCAUUAACGAUCACCAGCUGGAUCCCGAAACGUAUACGGCCAGUAAAAUUGCAAACGAUUACAAAUUAAAGCAGGAUCAUCUUGAGAAUAUAUUGUACUAUUUUAAGACCUUCAGCGUCUAUAUACCGGAUCAGAAGUACAAGGAUACGUUGCUAACGCGCGCCAAGCAGGAACUGCUGGAGAGGAAAACAAGUCCAGAGGAUGCCGAGAGUAGCAAACCAUAAUUAGGAUAGCAAAAAGAUAUAAUAAUUGUUGUUAAUGUUAAACCUAUGAUUUAUUGUACAACUUGCAAUGGAUCACACAAUGGCAUUGGGUGGGCAAUAGUAAAUAUUCAGCGACUUGUCUUCCGAGACAGAAAUCACUUUAUCAUUGCCUGGACUAUAUUUAACGCCCCACACUUGAUCCGUGUGUUCAUUGAAGGUAUUCAAGCAUUUUCGUUCCGCUGUAUCCCAAACUUUGACGGUGCGAUCGCUGGAGGAGCUGGCAAAGUGUUUGCCAUCCUCGGAAAAGGACACACAAAGCACCCAGGAGGCAUGGCCAGACAGCGUGCCCACCACAUCGGAAUGUGCACUGUUAAAAAGCAUGAUAUGAAUACAAGAAGAUAACGAAGUUGCUCUAAAGCUAAGCUUACACGUCGUAAAGCUUCAUGUGCCCGUCGUCCGAACCCGUGAGCAACAUUUGUGAGUUGGGCGAAAAGCAGAGACUUCUAACAGGCAUCGCAUGACCUUCAAGAGUUUGUGCUACUUUGCCAGCAACCACAUCAAAGAUGGUAAUGAUCCCAUCAAUAGCGCCAUUCGCAAUAUACUUGCCAUCAGGACUCUGUAAAGGAUUUCAAAAAGAAUUUAAAACGUUUUUAGGCAAUCUUCUGCUUUGCUUUACUCACGUAUGCUAUACUCAACGUAUAUUUGCCAUUCUGGGCGUCCAGCACCUGCUCUGCUUUGCCCGUUUCCACGCUGUACAUGGAGAUCUUGCCAUCGUUGAGGCCUGAGAUCACAUACUUGUUGCAAGGCGAGAAGCCCACAGUCCACAAAUCCACAGGACCAAACGUCAGCUUGUGUUUUUUUUCGCCCGUUUUGGCAUCCCACAGAAACAUGCUCGAGUCCAGCGAGCUGCUGGCAAUUGCUGCGAGAGAAUAAAUUACAUAUAUUUAUGGCUGCUUUUUAUCUUGGACAAACUUACUUUGACCAUCGGAGCUGACUGCCACGGAGACAACACCUAGAGCAUGGCCCUUCAAUUGAUGACGCAGUUUGAGUGUGUUAUCCUCACGUAAAUCCCACACCUUAACCAGAUCAUCUAGUCCGCCGCUGACAAUGAAAUCCGUGGGUUUUGGCUCCUUUUUUGUCGAAAUCAAAGGGAUUUUCCUCAGCCGGCUCAUCAAUGUUUUCAUCGUCGGCAUUUGUUGCCGGCUCCGGGUCGCGUCCCCAGGCGCAUGCCCACAGUGCGUUGUCGUGUGCGUUUUCCUCUUUGUGCAGCAAUGAGAACUGCAAAAGUAUAAACAAUUUACACUAAGGACUAUAGUUUUAUGAAAUACUAUUUACCAUUUUUAAAAGUAAAAUUCAAUUAACUUUUUGCAAACAAACAAUACACGCUGGUUCCGCGCUGGCAAAUAAAUUGAGUUUGGAGCUAGCUGGAGUAUAUGGAACUAGUUCGUUUUGGCUUAACAACAAUCCCAUAUGUUUUAACAUAAUGUUAUUUAACAUGACUUCUCCAAUUACAGAAUAACAGCGCUACAAUUUGAGUAGCACUAUAAAUUUUAAGCAGAAUUUUGGCAUUAGAUUAGAGUAAUGUUCCGUGUUAUUUAAAGCAACAGUUAAGUUUAGCAUUUUGUUUUUCAUUUAUGAUUGCAGCUAGCUUUGUUUGCAAAUAAAAUUUGCAAGUUUAUGUGCUUGGUAUUUUUUCUAACGUGCUUUGCGCAUUUUCGAGUUCGCGUUUCGUGGUCACACUGCCGCCAACACUAGUGCAGUCGAAAAAAAACCAUUGAGCACGGUAGACGCGACGAUUUGAAAAACGACAGUGUGUUUUUAGAACCAAAACAAGUCAAUUUCAAUAGUUCAACAGUUGUAAAAUUCAAGUUUUAUUUAAAG
Molecule: messenger RNA, 2587 nt
Organism: Drosophila sulfurigaster albostrigata
Lineage: Eukaryota; Metazoa; Arthropoda; Insecta; Diptera; Drosophilidae
Product: protein NDUFAF4 homolog
Exons: 5
Coding region: 104-727 (207 amino acids)
Biological process (GO): mitochondrial respiratory chain complex I assembly
Cellular component (GO): mitochondrion
Source: RefSeq, a predicted model, not a curated record